AGAUGGCCGCAAAUCUGAGCAACUGAUGUUCCGUCCAUUAGACAGUUAGUAGUUAAUUUUUCCGGACAUAAAUGGUUGAUCUCGUCAACUAGAGUAAGAGAGAGGCGUUAACACAGAUCCGGUUAAAAUGGGAGUAACUUGCUUGAUUCCAGUGGAACUUCCAGAAGGAAAAAGUGGCCAACAGGCUCUUGCAGUUGAGAAGCUUCAAAAACGUGCCGAGUUAAUGGGUGCUCAGAAGACUGGUAACUGGUGUGUCAACUGUGAGACUUACCAGGCAGUAACGACAUUCAGUACAGCUAGCAAACUCAUUCAUCUGGUGCAUAGUACAGAAUUUCCCUACUCAUCAUUUGCUGUUCUGGAGACAGGCACAUGUCUGGUAGCAGAUUCUGGUUUUGAUUCCUUGAUGUCUAAACUUAAGACAUUCUAUGCACCAAGAAAAACAUCGAAAAUAGAGGCGAAAGGACAUCGCUAUGAGUUGGGAGACUUUGUUCUUAAGUUCGGACAAGUUUCUGCAGGUCCAAGUUUUAAAGGAAUCGUUGUUGAGGUGGAAUAUCUGCCCUGCUUAGAUGUUCAACAAUGUUGGGGAUUGAUCAGUGAGUUUCUGUUGAGCUUUAUGGAUCCUUCAAUCGUGCUUCCUCCACCUCCCAAAUGCAGCAAUAAAACAAGUGAACUGUUUUGUCCAUCAGACACGAUACUCCAAUACAUUGAAGUGUUUAAUACGUAUAGAAAGUCUGCUGGAGCCACUUCUUUGUCUUAGCAAAUAAACAGUCCAAAGCCUCUUGUAUGGGUUUUGUAUCUAAUGAUCCAUUUUGCAGUUGUGUGCUUGGUUGCCAAGCCUUUGAACAGGAGUGAUGCUAAGAUUGACCUUUUUAUGAUCCAAACCUUGCUGCUUUUCAAAUGCAAAUUACUUUGUUAUCAUGCUAAUUAGAUACUGGUCUGUUUCACAACAAGGUCACCUUCAGCCUCAUUCAAAAUCAAAAGCUUGGCAACUAAGUAUACAAUUGUGAAAUGGCACUUUAUCCAGUUUAGAUUGUAAAACUUCGAAUAAGUGUAACUCGCUUCUCAUGUAUUAAUAAUAAGUGAAAUCUUUUAGCACUUUUUUGACUGGUUGGGCACAAUAGAUGUAAAUCAAAGUCGGGGACAAAUAAGAUCGACAUUGAUACAGAAUCGAAUAGCAAAGGAUGUGUAUCAAAGUUCCGCGCUUUUUGUUUUGGCGGAAGACAAUGUACAAAAAACGUUUCUGAAAUGCUCUUGAUUUUAUAUGUUUCAUUUAUACACCAAAUAUAUGUGUAUGUUUCGCAAA
Molecule: messenger RNA, 1303 nt
Organism: Pocillopora damicornis (cauliflower coral)
Lineage: Eukaryota; Metazoa; Cnidaria; Anthozoa; Scleractinia; Pocilloporidae
Product: mediator of RNA polymerase II transcription subunit 20
Biological process (GO): regulation of transcription by RNA polymerase II
Cellular component (GO): mediator complex
Molecular function (GO): transcription coactivator activity
Source: RefSeq, a predicted model, not a curated record